ACAAUUUUUGUUAAAAAUGUCGUAUCUUGCCAAUUUCAACAAUGAGAGCGCCAAACAAAUACUAAUGGACAUAAUACGAACGGUGAAUCAGCCGGAGAAUUGUAAAAGAUUGUCCGAGGCCAAGGCGUCGGCCGGCAAGGAAAUGAUACUGAUGAUGCAGCACGUCUUCCCGUUGGUCAUGCAACUGCAGUUGGAGGUAAUCAAGAGUCAUGGAUUUCCAGGCAAUCGCGAGGGCUUAGUGCAAUUUUCCCAGCUUGUACGCGAAAUGGAGCGUGACGAUAUGGAUAUUGCGCGCCUGCGCAGUCAACUAAGAGCGAUUUACCUACCACCGAUAUCAAUAAACACAACAAACGACAUAUUGAUAUGAAUCCGAUUAUAAUCUUAAGACUGAAUCUUGAUCGUAGAUUUAAGUUUUCACUAAUUGUCCUCUCUCUUUGGUGUCUAUUUGUAUUGCCUUUUACCCAAGAAUUGUUUGCCUUUAAGAUAACAUUGAAAAACAUUUGAAA
Molecule: messenger RNA, 506 nt
Organism: Scaptodrosophila lebanonensis
Lineage: Eukaryota; Metazoa; Arthropoda; Insecta; Diptera; Drosophilidae
Product: protein C10
Exons: 1
Coding region: 17-367 (116 amino acids)
Biological process (GO): post-embryonic development
Source: RefSeq, a predicted model, not a curated record